AUGUACAACUCACAGUCGAAUAAUCUUGCUGAGAUUGUCUACGUAUCACUGGGUCUUGGGGCAGUGGUAGCAUGGUGUUUAUAUACCAUAUUCACCAGUGAAAGUUUCAAAAAAAUAAAACUACUGCUUUACCUUUUGUUAUUAGCACUUUUCCAUUAUAAUGAAUUUAUCAGUACGGCUAAAUAUAACGGUAACAAAGUAACCUCAAGGCUGUUCCUAGUGUAUGGACAAGGGGGUAGUAAAGAGUACUGGGCUAUCCAGAGCAUGAACAUGAUAGAAUUCUACCUGAAGCUCAAUGUUGAAUCCAAUUGGUUCAUUUUGGGAGUAAUACUAGCGGUAUUAGGUAUUUUAUUAAGACACUUAUCGAUCAAAACCUGCGGAGCUAGUUUUAAUCAUUAUAUUGAAACAGAGAAACAAAAUAAAUUAGUGACCCAUGGGGUCUAUGGACUCAGUCGACACCCAAGCUAUUUAGGUUUUUGGAUCUUUGUCAAUGGAAUUCAAAUAUUGCUAGGAAAUAUGCUAAGUAUGAUAAUCUGUUUAAUCGUAAUGAAUUUUUUUUUCAAAAAAAGGAUAAGAUUUGAAGAAUGGUUUUUAGUUAAAUUUCAUGGAGAUGAUUAUUUAAAGUAUAAACAAAGGGUCAGAGUAUUAAUACCAUUGAUUUAA
Hyphopichia burtonii NRRL Y-1933 is the source of this 663-nucleotide messenger RNA. RefSeq lists its product as uncharacterized. The coding region runs from base 1 to 663 and encodes 220 amino acids. Gene Ontology annotation, biological process: C-terminal protein methylation. Lineage: Eukaryota; Fungi; Ascomycota; Pichiomycetes; Serinales; Debaryomycetaceae. Gene Ontology annotation, molecular function: protein C-terminal S-isoprenylcysteine carboxyl O-methyltransferase activity. The transcript has a single exon. Gene Ontology annotation, cellular component: membrane; endoplasmic reticulum. The record is from RefSeq and is a predicted model, not a curated record.